Drosophila subpulchrella is the source of this 6957-nucleotide messenger RNA. RefSeq lists its product as uncharacterized. The coding region runs from base 596 to 5920 and encodes 1774 amino acids. NCBI's taxonomy places the organism in Eukaryota, Metazoa, Arthropoda, Insecta, Diptera, Drosophilidae. The record is from RefSeq and is a predicted model, not a curated record. The transcript has 6 exons. Gene Ontology annotation, molecular function: cysteine-type deubiquitinase activity. Gene Ontology annotation, biological process: protein deubiquitination.
CGAACGGACGUGCGGUGUCGGUUUGCUGCCGGUUUGUUUUCGAUUUUAAAGCGACUUUGACUUUGUUUGCAUUUGCAUUUGCGUUUGCGUUUGCGUUUGCGCCGUUGCCACACAAUUGUUUUUUGUUGACGUGCGCGUGUGUCUUUGCCACUUUGUUUGCCUUUCUGGGCCCAAAUCACUUGUUGCUGGAUGCUAUUGCCUGUUUUUGGUGAUAGACAAAAACAAAAACCAACUAAAUCGCGAGUGCAAACCUGAAUGAUGGUGGAGAAAAACAAAUAGUGGCCGAGUGUUUUUGUUAUUUCUUGAGUUUUUUGAGUUUUUGUUCAAGUGAAAGCGUGUGAAAAUUGGCCAACACUCGGGGCCAAAGCCCUCUCGCACUCUCUUUUUGGCUCUCUUUUGGCAAGGGAAUAAUAUACACGAUAAACUCAAGAGCCCGACACCCAGCGAUAUCCAUAUCCUGCCUUGCGGCCAGCCAAAACUUCCGGUCAACAUGCAACCGCAAUUGUUGCAUCGCCCCAGCCUCCGUCCUUCAUCGUCAAUAGCAUUAUCAUCAUCAUUUUAGCCACAGGUGUAGUGAGAACAGCUACAUUUUUGGAUGUCAGCCAGAAGUGGACGCAGAAUGACCACUCCGGGCACAUUAUAUCGGUUGGCCAGUGGCGCAGCUGCCACACCGGCCACGCCCACAAACAGCCUAUACGCCCAGCCGCCCAAGCCCUAUGCCGUGGGUUCGAUCCAAAACGGUUCGGAGAGGAAUCGCAUUCUGGAACUGCUGAGGGCACCCAAUAGCCUGACCUCUCCCACACUGGAACCCUCCUCCAAGGGACUGCUCAAUGGACCCGGGCAGAACAACUGUUUCCUCAACUGCGCCGUACAGGUCUUGUGGCACUUGGACGCCUUUCGACGAUCGUUUCGCGGCCUAAAUCAGCACGUUUGCGGCGGCCAAGACUGCAUCUUCUGCGCUCUAAAGGAACUCUUCCAGCAGCUGCAGACCAGCUCGGAACCGGCCUUGUGUCCGGAGCCACUGCGUCGGGCCUUGGCCAGUGGUCCCUUGGCGGGACGUAGAUUCCCCCUAGGAUGCUUGGGGGAUGCCGCCGAGUGCUUCGAGCUCCUGCUGCACCGCGUCCACUCGCACAUUUCGCCGGACGAUGGCGACUCCUGUGAGUCCUCCGCCUGCAUCGCCCACCGGAGAUUCGCCAUGCGCGUCAUCGAGCAGAGCGUCUGCAAGUGCGGAGCCAACUCCGAGCAGCUGCCCUUCACCCAGAUGGUGCACUACGUCUCCGCCUCGGCCCUAACCUCCCAGAAGAGUCUGGCCCUGCAGUCCCACCAGCAGCUGAGUUUCGGCCAACUCUUAAGGGCUGCCGGCAACAUGGGCGACAUACGCGAUUGUCCGAACACCUGUGGCGCCAAGAUUGGAAUAUGUAGAGCCCUGCUCAACCGACCGGAUGUGGUGUCCAUUGGCAUCGUUUGGGACUCGGAGCGACCGGCGGCGGACCAGGUGCAUGCCGUUCUGAAGGCGGUGGGCACUAGCCUGCGACUGGCCGACGUCUUCCACCAGGUCAGCGAACAGCGAUGGGCCCAGCAGACCCAGCACGAGCUGGUGGGGAUCGUCUCCUACUACGGCAAGCACUACACCACCUUCUUCUUCCACACCAAGCUCAAGGUGUGGGUGUAUUUCGAUGAUGCGAAUGUCAAGGAGGUGGGACCCAGUUGGGAGGGCGUGGUGGACAAGUGCAGUCGGGGAAGAUAUCAGCCACUGCUGCUCCUCUACGCGGUACCCCAACAGCCGGUGGUGGUCAAUGGCAGCCUAAAUGGCAAUGGAGGUCUUACUAACCACUUGGAUGUGGCCAUGCCGGCGAGUGCUCCAGUCGGUGUUGCCUCAGUGGUUCGCCGGGCAGUCACCCCCAGUCCGGAGAAGCCCAGUUUGGGCAGCACCAGGAGGGCCAUUACACCCACGCCCCUAAGGACCCCCACCAAUGAUUACCAGAACCUGAGUGUGAUCCAAAAGAGCAUCUUUCCGGGUUAUCUAAUGGCCACCACCGAUGAAACGGAUGCCUACAUCAGUCGCAAAACGGUGGAGCAUGUGCUGAGUGCCCAGUACCAGAAUCUGAGUGUGAUUCAGGACAAGAUAGGAGGAGCAGGUGCGGGAGGAGCACCUGUUAAUGGAGGACCACAGAAUGCCGACAAGGAUGGGGGCUUCCUCAGCAGGAAGCCCAUUGAGGCCGUGCUGAGUGCCCAGUUGGCCAGGAGGCAGCACCUGCAACUGCAACGCAGCCACAGUGCGGAAUCCAGUUCCGGCCACGCCUCCUCCAAUGGCAGUUCCCCGCCCAGCGAUGGACUCACCAUGCCGGAGCACCUGAAUCAGCCGCGUCGGCGGGACUCGGGCAAUUGGUCCGGCGAUCGGAAUAGCGCCAGUUCAGCCAGUUCCACCACGCUGGACAAUCCCUAUCUGUAUAUGGUGGCCAAGAGGGGCGUGGCAGCAGUGCCCCAGAGUCCCACGCGACAUGGCCUGCCCUAUGACCCCGGCUAUGACUCCUUCUCCCUGAGCUCCACCGACUCGUAUCCGCCGAAGCAUGCCCUCAAUCCCCAGCUGGCCAAGAUUCCAGAGGCGGCCAUGGGUUCCAUGGUGCCGAAAGGAGGUGCUCACACCCAUGGGCAGUUGGCCCUUUCCGGGGACUGCGAGAAGCUCUGCCACGAGGCGGACCAACUGCUGGAGAAGUCGCGACUGGUGGAGGAGUCGCAUGAUCUGGAGACGGCGCUGGUGCUCUGCAAUGCGGCAGCUGGGAGGGCAAGGGCCGCCAUGGAUGCCCCCUACAGCAAUCCGCACACCAUGACCUUCGCCCGGAUGAAGCACAACACUUGCGUGAUGCGGGCCAGGAGUCUGCAUCGCCGGAUUCUCGUCGAGAAGGGGGCGGAAACGGAGGGCAUGCCGGAGCUGAAGCACAUGCGCGAGGGCAGCACCAGCAGUGUGAAGCAUGUGCGCCAGAACAGCAAGGAUCGCACGCUAGAGAAGGAGCAGCAGCUGCAGUUCCAGCAGAUACAGCAGAUACAGCAGAUCCAGCAGAUACAGCAUAUCCAGCAGCAGAUCCCGGCCAGCAUCGAGAUCUAUGCCACGUUGCCGAAGCGCAAGAGUCCUCUGAAGACCCUGGCCUCCGCAUCCGCCGCCUGCGAUGACAAUGCCAUCGAGUACGAGCAGGAGAAGCAGGUGGCCACCAGUCCGGGGAAGCCGGAGCGGGAGAGCCGAUCCCUGUUCGGGCGCAAGGACAAGGACAAGGAGAAGGAGAAGCGGAGUCGCAGCGAGGAUCGCAACAAGCUGACCCGCGAGUUCUCGCUUACGGAGACGCUGCUCGUCAAUGCCAAGGACACGCUGAAGAAGCACAAGGAGGACAAGGACGAAAAGAAGGAGAAGGACAAGAGCGGCAAGAAGCAGCACAAGAUCAGGCGGAAGCUGCUAAUGGGCGGCCUCAUCCGCCGGAAGAACCGCUCCAUGCCCGAUCUCACCGAGGCGGUGGACGAUGUGGCGGCCAGUGCCGGCAUGAUGACCCACCAUCCCCAUUAUCCCGUCCAGGGUGGAGGAGGGACGACGACGGCAGCGGGCACACUACUAGGCAGCUCCGUGGACGACAGUGGAGUGGGUCUGGGCAAGCACGGCCACGGCAUGAGUGGCUACAUCUCCGAGGGACACUUCGACUAUCCGGGCUCCGGUUCGGGCUCGCAUUCGGGAGCGGGCAGCAAUCCCAAUCCGAAUCUGGAGCGAAGCAAGCUGAUGCGCAAGAGCUUCCACGGCAGCGGCAGGCAGCUGACCAUGGUGCCCAAGGUGGCGCCACCGCCGCCCAUGAGAACCAGUUCCACUCUGACCCCCCAGCAGCAGCAGCAGUUCCACCACGAGGCCAACUUGUCCAAUCUGUCGGCCAUGAGUUCGAACACCUCGAUCAGCGAGGACUCCUGCCAGACGAUAAUCACCACCUGUGCCCAGGUCCACUCGGAGCAGAGUCCGCUGAAGGAUCUGCAAGUGCUGGCCGGCCAGGAUGAGUUGCCCCUGCCGCCGCCCAUGGAACUGCCUCCGUAUCCAAGUCCGCCGCACUCCGCCUGCCAUUCGCGGCAGGCUAGCGAAGAUUUCCCGCCACCACCGCCGCCCGAACUGGAUUUGGAGCCGCUAAACCAGCAGCUGAGCCAACUGCAGGCCUUGGAGGCGGCCAGCAAGCACCAGCGCCAGCAACUGGACUCCCUGGAGGGCACCACCAGCAUCCUGGCCCAGCUGCAGCAGCGCCAGCAUCUGCUGAAGAUGAGGAAGGAUCAGGCCAGCCAGCCGGGAUCCGCGGCAGAUGCCACCUGGCUGAAGGAGCUGCAGGCCAAGCAGGCCAACGAUCUGAGGGCCAUGCAGCGCAAGCUGGAGGCCUCGUCGCCGUCGAGUGUCCGUGACUUGGCCCACCGCUUCGAGCAGACCUCCAUUCGCUCCUAUGCCUCGCAGGAGUUGCUCUCCCAGCCUUCUCCAGGAUGUCAGGGAGGCCAGGGCCAGCCGGCUGGACAGCUGCGCACCCAGAUGAAUGGCCUGCCCAGUGCCAAGUUGGAUGUGGAUGAGGUGGACUCGAUGCCGACGCCAGUGAGAAGCUCCCUGCCCGCCGCCCUCGCCGCCCACCAGCUGCUGCCCAAGCCCAAGUACGAGAUGAGCCAAUCCCAGAUAGCCGAGGAGAUUCGCGAGGUGGAGCUGCUCAACACGAUGGUGCAGCAGACGCUGAACCAGAAUGGAGGAACCAUUGCACCGCCCAAGCGGGUGAAGAAGAAGAGUGUGUCCUUCUGCGACCAGGUGAUCCUGGUGGCCACCGCUGGCAACGAGGAGGAUGACGACUUCAUACCCAAUCCCAUCCUGGAGCGGGUUCUGCGGACGGCCCAGCAUCCCAACGAGAAGGUGACGGCCCAAAUGAUCCAGCAGCAGCAGCAGAAUAUGCUGAGAUUGCAGACAGAGGCGCAGCCGCGACAGCAGUUGCAGCAGCAACAGUUGCAACAGCAGCAGCAGCAACAGUUGCAGCAGCAAUUGCAGCAGCAGCAGCAACCAUCGCCCAUGUUGGGCAGACCAGCGGCAGCCACAGCAGAUAUGCAGCGAUAUGUGCAAAGAAUGCAACAGCAGCAGCAGCAGCAACAACAACAGCAGCAGCAGCAGCAACAUCAGGAGCUGCUACGCCAGCAGCAGCAACAUCGCACUAGCAUGAGCGGCAUAGCCACCCAGCAGCACUUGCAGCAAAUGGAUGCACAGUACACCACCAUGCCGCGUCCCUUGCAUCAUCCUCAGCUGGGAAGCUACUCGGUGCACCUGCAGAAGCACCAGCAACUGCAGCAGCAACAGCAACAGAUGCAGCAGCAACAGCAACAGCAGCAGCAACAGCAGGCUCCCCAGCAACUCAGCUUGGGCUACUUCAGCAAUGGCAAUGUGGCUGCCUCCGAGCAAGUGCCCCUGCCCUCGCCCUAUCAGCGAGUGCCUCUGCCACAUGGCUACCAGCCAGCGGCGGCAGCAGCAGCAGGACCCUACUACCCACUGCCCAAUGCCCAGCAGUUGCAGCAGCAACUGCAACAGCAGCAGCAACAGCAACAGCUGAUGGCCAAGCCCGUUCAGAAGAAAGUGAGCUUUGAGCCGGGCACCAAGGGCGAGGCCGAUUGCCUGCCACCGCCACCACCACCGCCGCAAAAGAAUGGAUUGCCCGAGGCGGUACCAGGAUCAGGAUCAGGAUCCGGAGCAGCGGCAGCGGGGGGCAACUCCUCGGCCGCCAUCACCGCCAUACCCACCCGCGUCUACAACAAUGCCAUCGUGAAGGCCUCGGCCAAGGCCGUCGAGUGCAACUUGUGCCGCAAGCGGCAUGUGAUCGCCCCGGCGGUAUAUUGCACCAACUGCGAGUACUACCUGCAGAUGCUGAACCAGCGCAGAUGAUGAUGAUUCGAUUCGAUUCGAUUCGAUUCGUUUCGAUUCGAUCACCGAUUAUCCACCAUCUCUAGUGCAACUUUCUAGCCGUACAUGGAACCCGUUAAUCUCAAGCAAUGCAAUGCUGCCACGUCGCCAAUAAGGAUCCGCCAAGGAUGUACAUAGCAUGGUUACAAAUACGUAGGACUUAGGAUGUUAGACGAGGCUGCCAGGCGUAUCGAUCGAAGGACUCGAGGACUCAAGGAUCGGGCGGAACGCAGAUACGGAGGGGGAACACAGUCCUUCUAUGGUUCCACAUGAGAAGUUCCCGCUGUGACACACAUCCCACCCACCAAUGCCACCCAUCACCACCCACAUCAAUGUCAAUGUCCCCAAGCACACGCACACAAGCAUAUUGUACACGCCCAUCCACACCUACACAUAUACUUGCCCAGGACUUGAUCCUGUUGUAAACGAUGCAGCUGUUGAACGAAAAUUCAGCCGCUGCACCGUGUACAACCUCCUCAAGGCCGAACGUCGCCCCAUUGGACAUCGAUCGCUUGACUAAAUGCAUUCCCAGAUACUAAAACACCCGAAGCCUGGCCAGCCCUUCCAUCAGUCGCAUAAGUGUUUUUUUUUCACAACGAAUUUUAAUUACAUUUUUUACCUAAGCUUACUAAAUACGUUUUAUUUUUUCUGUGUGUGACGCCAGCAGUUUGAAACUCAGUCGUUGAGCUUCCUUGUGCGUGCUGUUGUCCAACGACACUCGCAUUUUCAUUUUUUUUACAUAUUUUUUUGUAUUAUUUUUAGUUCUUAGAUUAAGCACAAAUUUUUUUGUAAUUUUCGUACUUAACUAGGCUUUAGAACAUUUAAGCAUACUCUUUGUGUCUUGUGCAUUUAAACGAUUCCGUGUAUUUAUAGUGUUAAUACUACUUUUACAAUUUAUACAUUAUUAUAUAGAUUACAUAUUUUUAUAAUGACUUUUAAAAGAAGAUUUCUCUUUGCAGCAUACGAGAAGCGAGAAAAGAGAUGUCAAGCAUCCACAAGAAUGGUAAAGAAUUAUUUUU